This is a messenger RNA of Sclerotinia sclerotiorum 1980 UF-70, 1626 nucleotides long. RefSeq lists its product as hypothetical. The record is from RefSeq and is a predicted model, not a curated record. The coding region runs from base 1 to 1626 and encodes 541 amino acids. The transcript is spliced from 4 exons. NCBI's taxonomy places the organism in Eukaryota, Fungi, Ascomycota, Leotiomycetes, Helotiales, Sclerotiniaceae. Gene Ontology annotation, molecular function: transmembrane transporter activity. Gene Ontology annotation, biological process: transmembrane transport.
AUGUCAAAAUCGAUAUCAUCAACAGCAGACAUGGAUACCAGAGACAAGCCCGUAAUGGGAACAUCUAGGAACGAGGUUGAUAUAUCCAACACAUCGGAUUCGGUAUCCAAAGAUAACAUGCCAGAGGAAUCCGUUCCAGCGGGCGCACCUCUACAGCAAGGAUCAACUUUGAGUCCUGACGAGCUAGAUGGCGAAGAGGCAGUUUAUCCGCAUGGUUUAAAAUUGGUCAUCAUUCUGGCGGCGCUUUGCAUCGCAGUGUUUUUAGUAGCUUUAGAUCAGACUAUUAUCGCAACUGCCAUACCGAAAAUAACGGAUCAGUUCAAUAGCAUACAAGAUAUUGGAUGGUAUGGCAGCGCAUACCUCUUGACCACCACCGCUCUGCAACCGACAUUUGUACCUUUACGAAAACGACCAGCUGCGUUUGGUUUGAUUGGAGGGAUGUGGGGAAUUGCUUCUGUCGCAGGACCAUUGCUUGGAGGUGUAUUCACUGACAAAGUAUCUUGGCGUUGGUGCUUCUAUAUUAAUCUUCCUAUAGGCGCUGUCGCUAUAGCUGUUAUUGCCGUUUACCUCAAGAUCCACCGCGUCAACAACCCCGAGAACCUUUCCAUUCUCGCUCGUAUCAAAAAGCUCGAUCUCAUCGGCACAGCCAUUCUUAUCCCAGCCGUCAUAUGCCUUCUGCUCGCGCUUCAAUGGGGUGGCACGACGCAUCCAUGGACUUCUGCUAAAAUCAUAGGUCUCCUCAUCGGAUCGAUCUUGUUAUUCAUCUUAUUCAUUACCUCACAAAUCAUCCUCGGUGAUAAAGGCAUUCUCCCUCCCCGCUUCUUUAAAGAUCGCAACACUAUACUCGCAUACGUAUUCGCGUUCCUCUUUGGCGCCGGUUUCUUUUCUCUAAUCUUCUACCUGGCAAUUUACUUUCAAUCCGUCAAAGGUUCCUCUGCCACCAAAGCCGGUAUUGAGCUUCUUCCCCUUUUGAUAUCUACAGUUCUAUCAUCCAUAGUAACCGGAGGGCUCAUCACCGCAAUCGGAUAUUACACUCCCGUGAUGAUUUUCUGUAUGAUAUUAUUCGCCGUCGGCUCCGGCCUUAUCACCACCUUCUCCCUCACAACUCCCAUGUCCCGAUGGUUCGGCUUCCAAGUCAUAACUGGUAUUGGAAUUGGCGUUGGUUUUCAAGGUGGUGUUCUGGUAGUUCAGACCGUUCUUCCACUCGUCGAUGUACCCGUCGGUACAGCAUGCGUGUCAUUUUUCCAGUCCCUAGGUGGCGCCCUCUUUAUAUCCGUCUGUCAAACCCUUUUCCAAAAUGGAUUAAAAUCUGGAAUCGAAAAACAUGCUCCCCAACUCGAUCCUCAAUUAUUUUUACAUAGCGGCGCAACAGAAAUUCGACAAUUGCUAGCACAGCUGCAACAAGAAGAAUCUUUGAAUGCGGUGUUGCAAGCUUACGUGGAAGGACUUACGCGUUGUUAUUGGGUGACUACCGCUUGUGCGAUUGGCAGCUUUAUGGCAGCAUGUGGGUUGGAUUGGAGGAGUGUGAAGAAAGGACAUGGACAAGAGAAGGAAAUAGAGAAGAAAAAGGAGGAGAAAGAUGGAAUGGCGAUUGAUAGAGGAACCUCCCAACCUGAAAAUUUGUAA